CUCCAGGUCGCCUUCACUGACUGCAGGAGCGGCAGGCGGACACCAGGAUACCGCAGAGUCAGGAAAUGGAGUCAGUGAGCUUUGAGGAUGUGGCUGUGAAGUUCACGCAGGAGGAGUGGGCCGUGCUGGAUCCAUCCCAGAAGGAGCUGUACAACGAUGUGAUGCAGGAAACCCUGAGGAACCUGGCCUCUAUAGGAAACAAGCCAGACAAACAGGUGGUUGUCAAUGAGUAUGAAAAUCUCUUGAGAAGACUAAGCAGCCACUUGGUGGAGAAAUUCUGUGACUAUAAUGAAACUCAUCAGUGUGCAGAAAUCUUCAGCUGCAAUCCAGGACACUCUGUGAGCCUGAAAUCUUGUCCAGGACUUGCUACAUUUGAAAAGCAUGUCUAUAAAGAAGGUAGAAUUGGCCGUUCAUCUCUGGGUGUGCCACUGAACCAUCCAGUGGGACCUUAUGAAGACCAGGAACAUGGACAGCCAUUGUAUAAACAUAAGGAGUUUGGGAGCAGCUCCAGUUCUCUGUCCCUUCAGAUGCUUAAAAGCACUCACGCUGGAGAGAAACCUUCCAAAAAUAAGGACUUUGAGGAAGACUUUCCUUGUGUCAGAUCUGGCCAAAUAUGUGAACAAAAUGGCUAUUCAAAGAAGUCGUCUGUGCACAAGCCGUGUGGGAAAGGCUUCACGCAUCCCCAUCCUUUACAGAGGCGUGAGAAGAGUCACGGCGUUAAGAAGCCCUAUGUGUGUGAACUGUGUGGGAAAGGCUUUGCUCGGUUUGGUAACCUUUUAAGGCAUAAGAUGACUCCAGAUUGUGAGAAGACUUUUCUCUGUAAUCAUUGUGGGAAGGUUUUCUCUGAUUCCUCUUGCCUUCGAAGACAUACAAGAGUUCACACUGGAGAGAAACCCUAUGUGUGCAAGCAAUGUGGGAAAACCUUCAUUACGUCUACUAACCUUCAAACACAUGAACGAACUCACACUGGGGAAAAACCUUAUGUAUGUAAAGAGUGUGGGAACGCCUUCAGGCUUUUGAUUCAGCUGCAAAAGCAUGAAGUAGUUCACAGUGGUGUGAAUCCCUAUGUUUGUAAGCAAUGUGGGAAAAGCUUUACUUCCUCCAGUUCCCUAAAAACACACGAACGAAUUCACACUGGUGAGAAGCCCUAUAUGUGUGAAUACUGUGGGAAAACCUUUGGGUAUUCCAGUACCCUUAAAAAACAUGAAAGAAUUCACACCGGAGAGAGACCCUAUGUAUGCAAGCAAUGUGGGAAAGCCUUUCGUUAUUCUUUAUAUUUUCAAAGACAUGAACAAAUCCACAGAAGAGAGAAACUCUAAGAAUGUAAGCAAUGUGGGAAAGCCUUUUGUUAUGCUUUUAUGUUGAAAUACAUGAACGAGUCCACAG
This is a messenger RNA of Mastomys coucha (southern multimammate mouse), 1386 nucleotides long. Its product is annotated as zinc finger protein 124-like. The transcript has 4 exons. Gene Ontology annotation, biological process: negative regulation of transcription by RNA polymerase II. The record is from RefSeq and is a predicted model, not a curated record. Bases 66 to 1319 code for a protein of 417 amino acids. NCBI's taxonomy places the organism in Eukaryota, Metazoa, Chordata, Mammalia, Rodentia, Muridae. Gene Ontology annotation, molecular function: DNA-binding transcription repressor activity, RNA polymerase II-specific.